AACUCUGUAUGCAGUAAUAGUUAGCCAGGCUUGAAAUCAAAACCAAAAUGUUGCCAUUGCUAUUUGUCGCGCUCUCUGUCUUUGGUGUUUCCCAGGCACAAGUCUUUGGUCUUGGAAAAUGUGCUCAAGUGAAAACCCAGGAAUCUUUUGAUUUGAAUAGGUAUCUUGGAAUAUGGUACGAAAUAUAUAAAUUCAAAGCCAACUUUGAGGGAAAACAAAAAUGUGUCUCAGCAAACUAUCAGCUACAAUCCAAUGGACAUAUUCGAGUCGAUAAUAUUGGGUUUGAAAAUGGAGAAAAGAAAGAAGCUGUCGGGGAUGCUUAUGUACCUGAUCAAAACUAUCCAUCAAGGCUGGGUGUCAGAUUUUCUAAUUUGGCUCCCUAUGGUAGAUAUUGGGUGUUGGAUACAGAUUACACAACUCACACCAUGAUUUAUUCGUGUUCCGAUAUCCUUGGACUCUUCCACAUUUCAUAUGCCUGGAUCUUGGGCCGUGACAGAACACUAGAUGAAUCCAUUAAAAAUAGACUUUUCGCCAAGGCCGAGUCCUUUGGCAUAGACACAUCAAAUUUCUUGAAAGAAGAUCAAACUGGAUGUUAA
Molecule: messenger RNA, 596 nt
Organism: Ostrea edulis (European flat oyster)
Lineage: Eukaryota; Metazoa; Mollusca; Bivalvia; Ostreida; Ostreidae
Product: apolipoprotein D-like
Exons: 4
Coding region: 48-596 (182 amino acids)
Biological process (GO): lipid transport; tissue regeneration; brain development
Molecular function (GO): lipid binding
Source: RefSeq, a predicted model, not a curated record